This is a messenger RNA of Cyphomyrmex costatus, 1094 nucleotides long. RefSeq lists its product as uncharacterized. The coding region runs from base 66 to 1094 and encodes 342 amino acids. Lineage: Eukaryota; Metazoa; Arthropoda; Insecta; Hymenoptera; Formicidae. The transcript has 4 exons. Gene Ontology annotation, biological process: interstrand cross-link repair. The record is from RefSeq and is a predicted model, not a curated record. Gene Ontology annotation, cellular component: Fanconi anaemia nuclear complex.
AUCAAGUGUCAACACACACAAAGAUACAACGAACAUGCGCGAAACGACGCAACGCGAGCGGAAUAAUGAUGCGGGAAAAUACGGAUUCAGAAGCCUUUUUCCAAAAGUACACGUUAUCAGAAGAAACCAUGGCAAGACUCGAAUCUAUCAGGGAAGCAUUAAAGGAUAACAUCGCCCAGGCUAAUCCGAUGUGGAAACUUAUAGCAGAACAGAACGAAGAAGAAAUAUGUUCAGAAAGUGAAGAUAGCGAUGAUAAUGAUGAGCCAAUGGACAAUAAUGAAUCUCAAACAAACUGUGAUCAAUCAAUGUUACCACCGUCUACUCAAUUUUACUUUACACAAACUGAGAGAACUAUAGAACCACAGACAUCUAUUACCGGAGUAUCACAAAAGUGUGAUAUUUUAGAAUGUGCCUGUGAGAAUUUAGAACGAAAUAAUGGCAAGCUGGACUUCAUCCAGUUAGAGAACUUAUCCGAUGAAGAUCUUGUUCCAUUAGUGGACAAAAUGGCAAGAAAAUUAAGUCCGAAGGGUAUCUAUAAUUUGUGUCUGUCAAUGAACGAUAUGACUAUUGAGCAGAGACUGAAAUAUCUCAAUAUAUUUUGUACUCAUCUGUUGCUACCAAAGAUAGUUGAACUCGAGGAGCCAUCUCGUUUAUUAUCAUCUGCUAUCGUCGAAUGUAUUAAAAUAUUUCCUGAUGAGGUUCAGCAACUUAUAUUUGUUCCUAUUCUCAACGUUGAGUUGAAAGAUAUAACAUUGGUCACCACCAUUGUGAACACAUUUGAUCAGCAAAGGAAAAUAAUUCUUUUAGAAGAGUUUCUUGCAUGUGUCAAGGAAUUGAAAUUAUGGCAUAUAUCUGUAUUACAAAAUAUUUUAUCUGUAAGACUGGACCACAACAUGAUUGAUAAAAUUAUUAAAUUAUUCUUGGAAAAAGCACUUUGUUAUUCCAAAGAUAAGAACUUUGGAAAGCUUAUAUUGUUGUUUUUAAAAAUAAAUACAGCACUAACUGAAGAGCAGAAAAAUGUAAUAGCUGAAAUCGCCGUCGUUAAUGAAACAUUAUUCAAAAAACUUAUAGAAAAUAUUUUAAAAAACAUGUAA